Molecule: messenger RNA, 306 nt
Organism: Zasmidium cellare ATCC 36951
Lineage: Eukaryota; Fungi; Ascomycota; Dothideomycetes; Mycosphaerellales; Mycosphaerellaceae
Exons: 2
Coding region: 1-306 (101 amino acids)
Source: RefSeq, a predicted model, not a curated record
AUGAACUUCCUCCUCCUCCCCCUCGCCGCCCUCAUGAGCAUGCUCUCGCUGGGCCUGGCACUCCCACCAGGAACAUCGCCGCGUUUCGUAAGAUAUCCACCAACAACACCAUUAACAACCCCCAACCAGAAACCAGCAGUACAUCUAACAACACUUCUUCAACAGGGUUCAUUGAUCCAAGACGACGGGCCAUCGUUCCCUUGCUACGAUAUCACUUGCAUUCCCGGCCCAGACGGCGACGCACAGUGCGCUAAUGAGGGAUGUACGGAGGGGUGUAUCCCAACGGCGAGCAAGUGUGGGACUUAG